Messenger RNA from Brassica oleracea var. oleracea, 3444 nucleotides. RefSeq names its product histidine kinase 5-like. NCBI's taxonomy places the organism in Eukaryota, Viridiplantae, Streptophyta, Magnoliopsida, Brassicales, Brassicaceae. Gene Ontology annotation, molecular function: histidine phosphotransfer kinase activity; phosphorelay sensor kinase activity. The record is from RefSeq and is a predicted model, not a curated record. Gene Ontology annotation, biological process: protein autophosphorylation; phosphorelay signal transduction system.
AGAAGUAGAAUUGUGUGUCAUUCUCAACUCGGAUUGGGUUGGGUCUCAGAAAGUAAACAAACGUGCAGACUGCAGAGAGAAAAGAGAAGAAAGAGUCUGGGCCAUUAGAAUAGUCCUCCCUGCCAAUAUAAUAUACAUUGACCUCUCUGUACUCUUGAGGGUAGCACAUGCUCCUCCUCUUUCUCCUUCCAUUUUUUUUUUCGUUUCUCAACUCGACUCCGUAAAAUAGCAUUUGUUUUUUUUUAAUCUCCUAUCUUUCACAAUUCACAUGCCAUUUCUCUUUCCCAAUGCUCAUUUGAAGUUUAUUUACUCUCUUCUCCCAAAGACGAUAGACGACGACGACUCUCUUCAGAUCUACUCACUGUUCCUUGUCCUUCCAUCAUCUGUUGAUUUUCCGGUGACCGGAACCAUAUAAGGUUUCUUGGUCAGAUCAAGAUUCUGGUUGAUUUAGAGUGUUUUGUUCUUGUAUAAAAGAAACAAUUCUGAUUAAAUGGUCUGCGAAAUGGAGACUGAUCAGAUCGAGGAAAUGGAUGUCGAAGUCUUAUCUUCCAUGUGGCCCGAUGACGUCGGAACCCAAGCAGACAACCAGUUCAACGUCGAGAAACCCGCAGGGGAUUCAGACACCUUGAAAGAAGUAGACAUCGCCGAGAAACGAACCAUGGCUGAUCUAAAACGUUUACCCGAACUCCUGAACACCACUGACCAAGGCUCAUCUCAACUCACCAACCUCGUGAGACAAUGGGAGUAUAUGCAAGACCACGCGGUUAGGCUUCUAAGAGAAGAGCUCAAGAUUCUCACUAGACAAAGAGAAGAAGCCGAGGCCAAGGAGCUUAAGAUCAUAGAGGAGCAUAACUUCGAGACCGAAGAGCCUGAGAAUGUCCCCGUUUUGGAUGAGACCAGCCAUCUUUUCCGCAGGUUUAGGCAGAAGAAACGCGAUGAGCUGGUCGAUAGCAAGAGGGUUGUGAUCGAUGAGGAGUUUGACACGGUUGCGUAUUGGAAACAGAAGGCGUUGAGUUUGGAGAAGAUGCUUGAAGCGAGUACCGAGAGAGAGAGGAGAUUGAUUGAGAAGCUGAAUGAGAGUUUGAAGACUAUGGAGAGUCACUCAGCACCGGUGGAAGAGCUGACUCAGAAUCUUAAAAGAGCUGAAGGUUUCUUGCAUUUCAUACUUCAGAAUGCACCUAUUGUUAUGGGACAUCAGGAUAAGGAUUUGCGCUACUUGUUCAUCUACAACAAGUUCCCUAGUCUGCGUGAACAGGACAUAUUGGGGAAAACAGACGUGGAGAUAUUCCAUGGAGGUGGAGUUAAAGAGUCUGAAGAUUUCAAGAGAGAGGUUCUUGAGAAAGGAAAAGCUUCAAAGAGAGAGAUCACAUUCGAGACAGAGCUAUUCGGAUCAAAGACGUUUUUGAUAUACGUCGAGCCUGUUUACAACAAAGCCCGCGAGAAAAUCGGUAUAAACUACAUGGGGAUGGAAGUAACUGAUCAGGUAAGGAAGAGAGAAAAAAUGGCCAAACUCAGAGAAGACAACGCGGUCAGAAAGGCGAUGGAAUCAGAACUGACCAAGACCAUUCACAUCACAGAGGAGACAAUGAGAGCUAAGCAAAUGCUGGCGACAAUGUCUCACGAGAUAAGAUCACCAUUGUCAGGAGUAGUUGGUAUGGCUGAGAUACUUUCUACUACAAAGCUGGAUAAAGAGCAAAGACAGCUGUUAAAUGUCAUGAUCUCUUCUGGAGAUUUGGUGCUUCAGCUGAUUAACGACAUUCUUGAUCUCUCCAAGGUUGAAUCAGGUGUGAUGAAGUUGGAAGCUACGAAAUUUAGGCCAAGAGAAGUGGUGAAGCAUGUGCUUCAGACAGCUGCUGCAUCGCUGAAGAAAGAUUUGACAUUAGAAGGAAACAUUGCAGAUGAAGUUCCUAUAUUGGUCGUUGGAGAUGUUCUAAGGAUUAGGCAGAUUCUCACUAACUUGAUCAGCAACGCUAUCAAAUUUACACAUCGAGGAAAGGUUGGGAUCAAACUCAAAGUGAUAUCAGAACCAUCCUUUGCUAGUGAUAAAGAACAGAACGAGACUUCGGUUUGGAUUUGCUGUGACGUUUAUGACACUGGAAUUGGAAUCCCAGAGAACGCUCUCCCUUGUUUGUUCAAGAAGUACAUGCAAGCAAGCGCUGAUCAUGCUCGCAAAUACGGUGGAACUGGUCUCGGUCUCGCCAUUUGCAAACAGCUGGUAGAGCUAAUGGGAGGUCAACUCACUGUGACAAGCCAGGUCAACUUAGGUUCAACGUUCACGUUCAUAUUACCUUACAAAGUUGCAACAUCAGAUGAUCAUUCAGAUGAUCAAGAUGAGUUCUCUGACAUGGUUGAUCAUCAUCAACCAGAGCCAGACGACACAACCGAAGGAUACUUUCAGUUUAAAGCGCUUCUAGGAUCUAUCUAUUCCACCGGCAUGGGCAGUAACUUCUUACCUCACAAAGCUAUGCUCACUAGUCCUAUUAAGCUCAUCAACGGUUCUGUCGCCGAUCCUUCUAACAGCAGCGGACAAAGCCAGACGGUUCAGGUUGAAAAUGGUGGUUAUAUGGAUGAAUCUGAGUCGGCUCAUCAAUAUGGCAAUGGGAAUGGUCAUCGAUGUUCUUCCAAGGAAAGUGAAUCUUGUAGCAGUUCACAAGCUAGCUCAGAGAUGGAGUCAGAGCUCACAGUUUCAUCUCCUAGGGAAGAGGAGAAAACUGAGACGGAGGUCAAAGAGACAUCACAGCAGCCAAAGAUUUUGCUUGUGGAAGAUAACAAAAUCAACAUCAUGGUUGCCAAGUCGAUGAUGAAGCAACUAGGCUAUACUAUGGACAUUGCAAAUAAUGGAGUUGAAGCCAUAAACGCUGUUAAAGACACUAGCUACGACUUGGUACUCAUGGAUGUGUGCAUGCCGGUUAUGGAUGGUUUAAAAGCUACAAGACUGAUCCGUUCAUACGAAGAAUCUGGUAACUGGGAUGCUGCAAUAGAAGCCGGAGUAGAUAUAAAGACAUCAGAGAGUGAGCAAGGCUGUGAGCGUUCCACUGACCGGCUGCCUAUAGUCGCUAUGACCGCUAAUACAUUAGCAGAGAGCUCAGAAGAAUGUUAUGCAAAUGGUAUGGACUCUUUUAUUUCUAAACCUGUAACGUUGCAAAAACUUAAAGAGUGUCUACAACAGUAUCUCCAGUGACAUUUUCAGAGUUUGUAUAUAAAAUGUGAUAUAGGAAAAAAGUUUUGGAGAGCUAUACAAAGUAGCUUUGCUCUCUCUUAGAGAUUGUACAGUUAUCAAUAAAAAAAAGAGGUUUGUCUUUCUUUAUUUAUUUGUGGGAAGUUCAUGGGGAGAAAAAACACCCUCUGUGCCUUAGUGUUCAUGGCGAGACAAAACAUACUCAAAACGUGACUUAUCUUGAUUUCUGUUGGCUGUAACGUUGUAUACCAUGAACAUCCACGAUU